AUGGAAUAACAACUUAAUCAACUAUCUUGGAAGGUUUAGCAAAAUCCUAAAGAAUUGGAUUUAUCAUAUUGCGUUUUUUUAUAGGACUUAGAAUUCAUUACUUAUUUAAAAUCUCCUCAAGCAAAAUAAAUGCAAUCAUUAAAUUUAUCACAUACUCUAUUAUCCGACGCGUCUCUUUUACAAUUAAGUUUCUUAAACUCGAAAUCUUUGAAGUUUUUGAAUUUAAGUUAUUGUGUAAACUUUACAGAAGGUGCAAUUGUCAAUUUAUUAAACUCUGAUACUAUCGUGAAUAUAGAAGUUCUUGACUUAUCAGGUAAUCAAUUAUCUGAUGUCUGUUUAAAAUUUGUAUUAUAACCAAAUAAAAUGAAAUACUUAGCAUCUGUUGUAUUAAACGAUAUUAAAAAAGGACAACAAGGGUUUUCAUACAAGUUUUUUGAAAUACUCUCUUAAACCAAUCUCAAUAAAAGUUUAUUAAACCUUAGUGUAGGCAACUCCUUUGUCUAACCUGAUCAACUAUAAAUGACUAAGGCAUAAACAAUAAUGAAUACCUUUUUUAAUCGAAUUAUGAAAGAAGAUCACACUUACUUUUAUUAAUUAAGUUUGAAGAGCACAUCAAUUUAAACCCUAACACUGUUUAAAUGUGAGUUACUCACUAAUAAAUUUAUUAAGAUGCUGUGUAGGAAUAUUAUAUUUCUAAGUUCCAUCAAAGUCUUAAAUAUUGGACACUGCAAAUUAUUGACUGAUAAAAUUUGUUAUUAUUUGUCAGAAGCAGGUGCAUCUGUGUAAAGAUUAGUAGAUUUAGAAUUAUUGGGUUUGAACUUAACAUCAGAUGGUUUGGACAAAAUAAUCAAAAGCAAAUCCCUAAAACUAAACCAUCUUGGAUUAGCUAUGUGUGAGGAUAUUCAAUGCGAUGCAAUCAAAACAUUAAUGGAUUCUAAAUUUGGUAAAAUGUUGACCUCUUUAGAAUUAUCUGGAUCUUACUCAUAAAAAAGUCAAAUUGUUGGAAUGUUUUCAUAAGAGCAGAUCAUUUGGAAAGAUUUUAGUCUUAAAACUUUAUAUAUAGAGCUCUUUUUAGACUAAGGGUGUUAUUACCAACAUGUAGGGAAACAAUAGCUUUAAUUUCAAAAAUAAUAGCAACUUAAUCAAAAUUUAACUCAAUUAGACCCUUAUUAUAAGACAUUCUUUGAGACUCAUAUGUAUGCAAUCAUAGACUAAAUCAUAUUCAUAAAAAAAAUCAAAGUUGUUUUAAAAGUCUAAUACACUGAUGAAGAUUUAAUAGCUUAAUAUUUGACUAAUUUUAUAGAAUAAAAUAAUCUUUUAGAUAAUUUAUUAACGAAUGAUAAUUAAUUAUUUGUUAACAACCUUUGCAUCUUAUCAUACGUUUUAUAAUCGAUAACAAAGGCUUCAGCAAAAAUAUAUGAUGUGGAAGAAAAAAAAUUAAUAAAAUAAUCAAAUUUCAAUUAUUCAGAUUAACUAUUUAGACCCCAUAGAAAAAGAAAAAAUUAAUGUUUCUUAAAUAAGAAAUUUGGUAUUAAUGAAGCAAGAUUUGUUAAGAGAUGA
This is a messenger RNA of Paramecium tetraurelia, 1560 nucleotides long. RefSeq lists its product as uncharacterized. Gene Ontology annotation, molecular function: protein binding. The transcript is spliced from 3 exons. The record is from RefSeq and is a predicted model, not a curated record. Gene Ontology annotation, biological process: SCF-dependent proteasomal ubiquitin-dependent protein catabolic process. Gene Ontology annotation, cellular component: SCF ubiquitin ligase complex. NCBI's taxonomy places the organism in Eukaryota, Ciliophora, Oligohymenophorea, Peniculida, Parameciidae.